AUGGGUGAUUUGGAUUUCAGUAUCGAAAUCCACCAUGGUGGCAAAUUUAUUAACGGUGGACAACGAUUAGAGUAUUUAGGAGGAAUGGUUGUGGAGGAUUUAUAUUUUGAGGUUGAUGAAUGGUCAUUGCAAGAGAUUGUCAGUCAGCUAAAGCAACUAGGGUAUAAGGGUUUCGCUAGGGUCUGGUACAAGGAACCUGGGAUGGAUUUGAAGUCAGGUCUUAGAGAGUUGAAGUCCGAUGGGGAUGCGAUGAGAAUGGCUAGGUCACUGGUGUCAAAUUCCUACAAAUAUUGCGAGGUAUAUGUUGUCGAUGGAGCCAGAGAAAGUAAUGGGAUUCAUAUCACUUCAACUGAUGCUGAUUAUGUGCCAGAGGAAGGUGAGGACAGUGCUAAUGAUGAUGGGUUGCUAGAGGUUGAAGUGGAUGUUGAGUCAGAGCCUUCUACUGAAGAAGAGGUAUUUGAUGAUAGUGCUGAUGAUGGUGACCAUGAUGAUCAGUUUGGGUUUGAGGUGGAGGAUAAUGAUCCACAAUCAAAUGCAUUUGGGGGAUUUAUGAGUCCACUAAAUGAUGAGAGAACUGCAGCAGCUGGAACAGCUGAAGGUGAUGAAGGUUUAAGGGAGGGUGAUGAGCAAGUUGGGGGCUUAUCUGAUGGAUAUGAGACUGAUGACAUAGAUAGUUAUGAGGGGGACUCUGAUGAUAUGAUAAAAAAGAGGAGGUUCCCUAAGUACAAUGAGGCAGAGAUGAACAGAGAGUAUGAAUUUCAGGUGGGGCUGGAAUUUAAAUCACUUAGUCAAUUCAAAGAGGCUGUUAAGGAGCAUGCUCUAUUGAAUGGUAGGGACAUUAGGUUUCGAAAAAAUGAUAAGGUGAGGUGUAGAGUUGUUUGCAAAGGAAGAAAGGAAAAGUGCAAGUGGGUUUGUUUUGCGAGUAAGUUGGGGGUUCUGACUGUUUCCGAAUCAACACGUUGA
Molecule: messenger RNA, 963 nt
Organism: Arachis duranensis
Lineage: Eukaryota; Viridiplantae; Streptophyta; Magnoliopsida; Fabales; Fabaceae
Exons: 1
Coding region: 1-963 (320 amino acids)
Source: RefSeq, a predicted model, not a curated record